AGGAGGACUUAGAAUCCAGCUGACUGAAGUUUGGAGCCGCAGCCUGCUGGUCCUCAUUGUGCUGGUGGUGCAGAGAAUAGAAAACACUCGGAUGGGUAAAAAUAGUUUGGAGUGAUGUUUGAAGACGCAGCUGGAUGAUGAGGAUGGGCGACAUGUUGCUGGACUAGAAUAUUUACUGACUUUAACUUGUUGGACUAGGACAGCAACAAGAGUGCCACUCCUUCUUCUCCCUAUUAAAUGAGCAAUGAUGAAGAUGAUGAUCCAGGCCUGCUGUAGGAAAGGUCUACAAGUGUGUUUUCUCCUACUGUUGGUGGGAAGAUUGCAGGGUAAGGUCACAACCCCGGCACGUCUGGAAGCUCCGGUGAACAAGCCCUUCACUCUGACCUGCAUUGUUUCAAGGGAACGAGGCGAGUCUGUGCGGCAGGUGCGGUGGAUAGAUGUCCAGAACCAGACCCUGCUGAGCUACCAGCCUGGGAACAAGGACAGUGUGACUGGACAGCAGCAUGUGGAGCUCGGCACCUCCCCGAAGGACACCUCUGCUGUCGUCAUACACAGGGUGGGCUUCCGCGACGAAGGCUGCUACACCUGCAUCUUUGACAUGCAUCCAUCUGGGUCACAGCAGGGACAGACGUGUCUAACUGUUACCUCACAAGUUACUGUCGACCGAAAUAAGACAGCAGUGAGUGGGAAAAGAGCCUCCCUUUCUUGCUCCUACGGUUUGCCUGAAAAGGUGCAGCAGGUUGUUUGGAAGCAUACAUCAGCAGAGGGACUCUCCAGCGAGGUGGCGUCAUUCGCCAAGCGGAGCGACCCCAUGAUCGAGCCGCCGUACCAGGGAAGGGUGUGGCUUAGCACCUCCCUGUCCGACAGCCAGCUCACCAUCCAGCCUGUGGCGAUCAAGGACGAGGGCUGCUACACCUGUCUGUACCACACACAUCCUGACGGGCCAAAGGGCUCCACGGUCUGCCUCUCCACAUAUGUGUUGCCCAAACCUCAGGUGAGCUACAAGACCACGGCUCCAGGUGUGAUUGAAGCCAACUGCACCUCGGUGUCGCGUCCGCCGGCCGAGAUCGUGUGGAAUGUGGAGACGGACAACCGCACCAUGGGCCCCCCCUUAACCACACAGCUCCCACAGGAUGAUGGGACGACUCUGGUGAUCAGUACGCUGACGGUCCGCUCAGGGCUGCUGAAAGACGUGUCUGUCAAAUGCUUGGUGCAUCAUAAAGGCCUUGAGUCACCGAUUGCUGUAUCCAUGAACACAAAAAUCGGGACAGCUCUCACCAUCCUCAUCUCCGUCACCACAGUAGCAGCUCUGUUGGUCAUGUCACUCUGCUUCUGUCUCUGGAAAUGUUUCUUACGAAAAGAAGCUGAUUAAUUUUGCUGAUGAGACAAAUGCAUAAAAAGAGGAGGCGGUGAUUCACAGAGUCUACCUAGUGAACUGUUCAUCAUCAUCAUCAUCAUCAUCGUCAUCACCGUGGUUCAGAUGGGAGGUGAAAACUUGUGACGCACCUCAUUAGGAUGUCCAAAACAAUCCUAUUUCUGAGCACCAACAGUACAGCGACAUUCAGUUUUGCUCUCCUGCUUCUGCCUCAGACUGUUAUAUAAUCCACAGGCUGUCGUCACAGGAAGUUUAUGUAAAAAAAAAAAUAUUACAUGGAGAAUUCUUCUGUUUCUGGUUCCAUAAUUGAUUGAGUCAGUGGUCAUACAUUCCACAUCAGAAAGCAGAGUCACUCUAUGGCAAAUUAAAAAAUACAGUGUUUUUACCUUUACAGUAUAUUUCCUGUCCCUUUCAUUUUACUUUUUAUAUACAUUUGGCCCUAAAUAACACAUCUAACUCCCUCCUCCACCCUGGAGGUUAUGUGUUCAUGUUUGUUUAGGAUUAUGUAUAAACUACUGUGCAGGAUUUCAUGCAACUUGGUAAAAGUUGAGGUCAUGAACCAAGGAUGGACCCAUUAAACUGAACUGGCCCUGUGGCACAUGUACAGCUCUGG
Molecule: messenger RNA, 1988 nt
Organism: Sphaeramia orbicularis (orbiculate cardinalfish)
Lineage: Eukaryota; Metazoa; Chordata; Actinopteri; Kurtiformes; Apogonidae
Product: OX-2 membrane glycoprotein
Exons: 7
Coding region: 245-1372 (375 amino acids)
Biological process (GO): negative regulation of neuroinflammatory response; heterotypic cell-cell adhesion
Cellular component (GO): cell surface; axon; neuronal cell body
Molecular function (GO): cell-cell adhesion mediator activity
Source: RefSeq, a predicted model, not a curated record